UCAUCUGCCGGUGCCUGGUGGAGUGCUGUGGUACGCGCGUGUCUCUUUCUUCCGGUCCGGAUCCUCGGCACGUCUCCGUGUCCUCACACAGCUGUAGCCAUGUUGGGAGCCUCUCUUCUCCGGUUCUGCGUGUCCUCUGGUGUCCGCAGCCUGUCCCGCUGCCGUCCACAGCCUCAGCUCGUCGGUUCCCAAGUUGCAAUAGCUGCUCGCUGCUAUUCUCAAGCCAAACAUGAAUCAGAUGAGGAAUUUGAUGCUCGCUGGGUGACUUACUUCAACAAGCCAGACAUUGAUGAAUGGGAACUAAGGAAAGGUGUAAACACACUCAUCGGUUAUGAUUUAGUUCCUGAACCAAAGAUCCUUGAUGCUGCCUUGCGCGCUUGCAGACGGUUAAACGACUUUGCAAGUUCUGUCCGUAUUUUGGAAGCAGUAAAGGACAAGGCUGGACCUCACAAGGAAAUCUACCCAUAUAUCAUCCAAGAACUCAGACCGACUUUAGAUGAGCUUGGUAUCCCUACCCCAGAAGAACUGGGCCUAGACAAGGCAUGAGAAUUACAGGUUCUCCAUCCAAAAGUUUUAUGAACAUCUACUUGAUUGUAAAGAGCCAUCCACAAA
Nanorana parkeri is the source of this 612-nucleotide messenger RNA. RefSeq names its product cytochrome c oxidase subunit 5A, mitochondrial-like. Bases 100 to 546 code for a protein of 148 amino acids. The record is from RefSeq and is a predicted model, not a curated record. Gene Ontology annotation, biological process: mitochondrial electron transport, cytochrome c to oxygen. NCBI's taxonomy places the organism in Eukaryota, Metazoa, Chordata, Amphibia, Anura, Dicroglossidae. Gene Ontology annotation, cellular component: mitochondrial inner membrane. The transcript has a single exon.